Messenger RNA from Solanum pennellii, 2738 nucleotides. Its product is annotated as serine/threonine-protein kinase D6PKL2. Bases 334 to 2157 code for a protein of 607 amino acids. Gene Ontology annotation, molecular function: protein serine/threonine kinase activity; ATP binding. Gene Ontology annotation, biological process: protein phosphorylation. The record is from RefSeq and is a predicted model, not a curated record. Lineage: Eukaryota; Viridiplantae; Streptophyta; Magnoliopsida; Solanales; Solanaceae. The transcript is spliced from 3 exons. Gene Ontology annotation, cellular component: plasma membrane; nucleus; cytoplasm.
UUUUGCUUUAGCAUUUGUUGACCCCUCUUCUUCCUCAUUUGCCUGAUAGUCCAAAGCAUCUCUCAUUUUCUAUCUCUCUCUCUUCUUUCUCACUCUAAGCUGCUGCUAACUGUACUAAUCUGGGGGAGUAUACAAAGAGCAAUUUUUUCUCUUCUGUACUCUUUUUUCUUUUCUUAUUACAGGUAAAGCUAAAUCUUCAAUUUGGGUUUACGAGGGUAAUUCAGAUUGGCGAGGUACAUCCGUAAUCUUGUAGCAAGAUGAUGGCAAUUGGAAUGGCUGACGGAAAAACGUGCCGUCAUUUGUAACUUAUUCAUCUGUAUCGUUGUGUCACUGAUGGCUUUGAAUUUUGGUGCUAGCGCUCCCCUUGAACCUAAACAAAAACCUGUUGGAGCUCGACAGACAGCAGAGACAAAUGACUCUAGCUCUUUCCUUACACAGGUGUCAAAAAUGAAUGAACUCAGCCUUGCUCUUUCUGGUAAAUUGCCAGAAUCUGGCAAAAUUACAACACAUGAUGUGGAUGGGGUUCGGAAUAAUAAGAAGUAUCAAAAGGGGUCUAAUGAUUUGUCAAUUGAUAAAUCUAAAAAUGCUCCCACUGAUAUUCAGAAUGUGUCGACACCUGGGAAUCAUGAAGUUAAUGGAACCAGAAGCUCACUCGAGUCUUCUACCGAUCAAGAAAAGAAAACAUCUAACCAAACGAGUGGCAAGAACAGUCCAGUUUCUGCAAAAGUCAGCGAUGGUACUAGUAGUCUAGCCAAAAAUAGUGGAAGUGGCAAGAUAAGUGAUCAUGCUGAUCUUGUUGAGAGUGGAAAGAGCAGCAUGUGUAGAGGAAGCACCAGCACUGAUGUGAGUGAUGAAAGCACCUUUAGCAGUUUUAGCAGCAGUGUAAACAAACCCCACAAAACAAAUGACGUGAGAUGGGAAGCUAUCCAAGCUGUCCGAUCUAAAGAUGGUAGCUUAGGUUUGAGCCAUUUCAGACUGCUGAAAAGGUUGGGCUGUGGAGAUAUUGGAAGUGUUUACUUGGCUGAACUGAGUGGAACCAAGUGUUACUUUGCUAUGAAAGUCAUGGAUAAAGCAUCUUUAGCCAGCCGCAAGAAGCUUCUUCGUGCUCAGACAGAGAGAGAAAUUUUAUCAUCCCUUGAUCAUCCUUUUCUUCCCUCUCUCUACAGCCACUUUGAGACUGAUAAGUUUUCAUGUUUGGUUAUGGAAUUCUGUCCUGGAGGGGAUCUGCAUACUCUUAGGCAGAGACAGCCAGGGAAACAUUUUUCUGAACAAGCAGUGAAAUUUUAUGUCGCUGAGGUCCUUUUGGCUUUAGAGUAUCUCCAUAUGCUUGGUAUUAUCUACCGCGACCUCAAGCCUGAGAAUGUCCUUGUUAGAGAAGAUGGACAUAUAAUGCUUUCAGACUUUGACCUGUCACUUUGCUGUUCUUUUAGCCCAACACUGGUGAAGACAUCUUCCCUGGAGUUGGAGCCUCUCAAGAAGAACUCAGGAUACUGUGUCCAGCCGGCAUGCAUUGAGCCUUCCUGCAUUCAACCAUCAUGUGUCGUUCCUACAACAUGCUUCUCUCGCCGCAUCUUUUCCAGCAAGUCCAAGAAGGAUCGGAAACCCAAAAAUGACGUAGGUAACCAAGUUAGGCCGUUACCAGAGCUCAUGGCAGAACCUACUAGUGCUCGCUCUAUGUCAUUUGUGGGAACUCAUGAAUACUUGGCACCAGAGAUUAUCAAAGGUGAAGGUCAUGGAAGUGCAGUAGAUUGGUGGACUUUUGGGAUCUUUCUCUACGAGCUCUUGUUUGGUAAAACUCCAUUUAAAGGAUCUGGUAACCGAGCUACAUUAUUCAAUGUAGUCGGGCAACCUCUUAGAUUUCCAGAAUCACCAGUUGUUAGUUUUGCAGCAAGGGAUCUUAUUAGAGGUUUACUCAUAAAAGAACCACAGAACAGAUUGGCAUACAAAAGAGGGGCAACUGAGAUAAAACAACACCCUUUCUUUGAAGGGGUUAAUUGGGCACUAAUACGCUGUGCUAGCCCUCCCGAGGUGCCUAAACCGGUUGAAUUUGAGAGACUACCAGUCCCAGCACCAUCUACCAAUCAAAAGACUGUUCCAGCAGCAGUAGCUCCCAGCCAAAAGGGUUCUGAUAACUACCUCGAAUUUGAUUUCUUCUAGUAAUUAUCAGCUCGACUGGUAAAUUUUAUGAAUUGGUGGACCAGCAAAUCCUGAAUUCAAGGAUAAUCUUAUAUGCGCAGGGUCCUGUUGUCACUGUCCAUAACAGUGUCAGAUCUUAUUAUUUGUGAAUCUGUACGUGCUUCAAGCUAGAGCUGCCUCCCAUCAUUAGUCUCCAUAUUACAAGGAUGUCUAAACGGUAAAAGGCGAGUGUCUUGAAGUAUAUAACUGUUAGAAGUAUGCAAUUGGAUAACUCAAAAUCAUGUGUGGCUUUAGGUGAGAUGGCAUUGCCAUGAACAGGAAACUGUUUUUUGGCCAAAUGACCAAGUUAAGCAAGAUGAUUGCUCAAUGUAUAUUGCUUUUCGAUGCUCCCUAGAAAUUUGUGUUCCAUCCCAAAGGUACAGUACAGUGUGAGAAAGUUUAGAUUCAAUCUUAUUUUAAGUUAUGCGACAACCAUACUUUUGGAUGUCACCAAGACAUUUAGACCACAGUGAAUUUUGCUACAUUUUACUUUCUCCUGUGUAAUAUUUGCUUUUUGGCUCUUUCAGAAGUAAAGGAGGGAGUUCCCCUUUUUUUUUGCUUUU